Messenger RNA from Adineta ricciae, 993 nucleotides. The record is from the annotation of a GenBank genome assembly. NCBI's taxonomy places the organism in Eukaryota, Metazoa, Rotifera, Eurotatoria, Adinetida, Adinetidae.
AUGUGUGCUCAACGAACAACUCCCAGUAUUAGUACUUCAAAACAUGGUCUUAUUCUCCUUGGAAAUUCAGGUGUUGGUAAAUCCUUCAUUGGCAAUGUUGUACUUGGUCGAGAUGUUUUCGAACAUGAAUGUAGCUCAUCAAGUGUAACACAUGAGACUGAAUUCGAAGAUUAUACUGUUGGCAAUUCAUCAUACGCUGUAUUCAAUAUUCCAGGUCUGAUCGAAGCUGAUCAAGAGGCUGUUGAUCGCAACAAGGCUGAGAUUUACAAAGCUUUUCAACAACGACCAAACUCUGUUAUCGCAUUUGUCUUCACCGGUGGUUCUGGAGGACGUAUUCGCGACGAAGAUGUUAUCGCUUUUAAAGCUAUACAUGCUGCUUACAACUUUCAAUCAGAUUCAUUACUUCUAAUUGUGAAUGAUUUACCUCUUAAUCGUUCACCAAAAUAUGAAGGUGCAACAGCCAUUAAACUACAAGGUCUCGUGAAUAUUCCAAAUGUCAGAAUCUGUUUCUUGGAUCGAAUCAGUCAGACAGAAUUACGCAGUAACGAAACUAAAGGUGAAAAGAAACAUGGAUUGGAUAAACUAGAACAGAAACUUGCGGGAGCAAAAAGUUUUUUAAAACAGUACAGUGCUUCGAUCGAAAAACGUGCACCGGGACUGGGAAAAAUGUUGCAAACAAUACCACAGCAGACUGAACGAGAGAAAAUGCGUCAAAAAUUGAUUGAAGCAAUAAUUCAAUGCACACCUCAUCCUCACGAAAAGCAGGCCGAGAUUCAAUUGACUGUCGAUGAGCUGAAAAAUCUUACGGAGGAAUCGAAGAAAAUGCAGCAAGCAAUGGAACAAGAAUUGCUUAAACGACAAACGGAUAUCGAUGAACAGCAAAAGAAAUUCGAUCAAUUAAAACAGGAAUUAGACGCAAAACCACGCGAAAUACAUCAUUAUCACGAGAAAAUCGUCGAACGCUCAGGUGGUGGUAUCUGCACUAUUUCUUAA